AGCCUCCAGCUGCUCCUGUGACCAGUGCUCCUCUUGAACAUAGAACCAAUAUCCUUCAGUCUGCAGGCGUGUAUGAGGUAGAGCUGAACUGGCAAGGAGAAUCAGAGCUACACAAGUUCAAGCAACAUUGCCAGAAACAUCCAAAACAUGAACAGUUUAUACCUGUUUCUGAAUUUGCUGAAAAACAUCUUCCAGCUUUGUACAAACAUAAUUUAAUUAUCGACCUUGUAAAUUGCCUUUCAACCUUGACAGUACGACUUCGAGUUGACAAGAUCAGUCUCUUUCGACCAGAACCUCCAUACCCGCCAAAUCCUCGGUUCGAUAAUUUUGGUACCGACUGUUCUAUCAAUGGGACAGGUCAUGUUAGUAGUACUGUGUUAUGUUUAAGCGGGGCAGAUAAUUCAGAAGGGGCAGAUAACCGUUGUGCUUGUGCCGAAUGCCUGGAAUCUGGCAUUCCUGUGCAAAGAUUUGGUAAAAUUUUUAUUCAGACUGCCGCCCAUGUGGUGCAUGAUGACACCGAGGCUGCUAACACGACAUGCUUUUUUAAUUAUGUAAAUGAUAAUGAUGGCCUGGAUACUAUCAUUAAGAUCCAAGGGGCGAAAGGGGUGCAGACUGACGUGACUGAAGACCGAUGUUGGAUGUUUUGUUACACCCAUGACAUUUCUUUGGUAAAGAAACUAAAGAAUAUGACAGAGAAAUAUCAAAACUUGCGAAAAGAAGUCAGUGAAAAAUACUGUGUGAACUGGUCGGACGAACCUGAGGAGAAACUAACAAUUAUUGUCUCACAUCCACAUGGGUGCAGCAAGUAUGUUACCAUAGGCAAUAUGGAAGGUAGGCUGGCUGCACAAGAUGAUGAGGACUGGACUCAGUACACCUACACAACUCCCACAUGUCCUGGUUCUAGUGGUGCUCCGAUCUUCAUGCUGGGCAAACAUGGCUACCUGGACAACCACCACCACAGUGGUACUGUCCCCGACUCUGGACUCAAUGUCAGCACUUUUGGAUUGUUCUAA
Messenger RNA from Candidula unifasciata, 1013 nucleotides. The record is from the annotation of a GenBank genome assembly. NCBI's taxonomy places the organism in Eukaryota, Metazoa, Mollusca, Gastropoda, Stylommatophora, Geomitridae.